Carassius carassius (crucian carp) is the source of this 1723-nucleotide messenger RNA. Its product is annotated as leucine-rich repeat-containing protein 56-like. The record is from RefSeq and is a predicted model, not a curated record. The annotation marks the transcript as partial. NCBI's taxonomy places the organism in Eukaryota, Metazoa, Chordata, Actinopteri, Cypriniformes, Cyprinidae. Gene Ontology annotation, molecular function: protein binding. The transcript has 11 exons.
UACAAAUCCCACGUGGCCCCGUAUUUAGUAUCCAGGAAGUAGAUUCCGUUGCUAUGCAAACUUUCCCGCUUGAUGACCGAUGAGGCAAGAGAUAAAUGCUACACUGAAUAUCCCGUUAUUUGGCUUCGAAAGAUAUUUUCAUCGAAGUUCGCAGAUGUCUCGUGAGUCCUCGCUGAAGAAGAGAGCGGGCUCAGCUGAGUUCAGUGGAUCUGCUUUAUUAAACCCCAAACCUGCUGCUGAAGAGCUGCUGCUCGACCAGAGUCUGUCUCCGGAGAAACUGAAAAUCAUCUCUGGAACAGAGGAUCUACACGAGGUGACGUCACUGGAGAUGUGUGUGGACACCCGAGAGGAGACUCUGGACAACUUCGGAAUCUACUUGCCCAAACUCACACAGCUGAAGAUGAACAACAGUCUGCUCUCAUCUGUGCGGGAUCUGGGAACCAGUCUCUCUCUCCUGCAGGUCUUAUGUGUGGCUCGAUGUGGUCUGACCGACCUGGAGGGCAUCUCUGCUCUUUCCUCCUUAAAGGAGCUGUAUGCGGCGUUCAACAGCAUCUCAGACCUGAGUCCAGUCAGUUUGCUGGAGGAUCUGGAGCUGCUGGAUCUGGAGGAGAACGAGGUUGAAGAUCCGGCUCAGUUGUGGUAUUUGGGCCGCUGUGUGAAGCUCAGGACUCUUUCACUGGAAGGAAACCCUGUGUGCACCCGCCCCGCUCCAGGAGCCUCUGAGGACUCGGGCUCCAGCUUCAGGGCUGCGGUGCGAGAGCUGAUCCCGCAGCUGAUCUUCCUCGAUGAUGUUCCUGUUGAAGAGGACACAGCUCCACGCUGCAGAGCUUCACUGCAGGACUGGACUCUUCUCAGAGAAUCCAUCAGAGACGCUUCGCUCACAGAUGCAGACAGACAGCAGCGUCUGGAGACGGACUCAGCAGCACUCGAGGUGUUUCAGAAGCAGAGACCUGCUUCAGCCCGGCCUGGAGAUCUGAGGGUCUCCUCCACGAGUCUCUCCAGACCUCUCACUUCCUGCAGCGGAUCAAGACCAGCAUCGACCCGCUCCGACAUCGCCGUCCUGAACCACGAGGCCAGUGAUCUGACGAACGGUGUCGGUCGAGUUCUCUGUGGGAAUCCACUACAAGCUGCUCGAGCUCGGAGACAGAAAAUAAAGCUCCAAAACUCUGUGUCUCAAACUCGUCCCAGCACACGGAGCAGCUUCACUCCUGAACACACGCUUGAGCUUGAAGAGAGCAGAAGCCGCGAUCACAGAGAUGUUUUUACUCAACUCAGAAGCUGGAGGAUUGAGCACAACAAACGUCUGCUGGUUAUUGAGGAGCAGCAGCCGCAGGUGAUGAAGAUCCACCACAGCGAUGAUGAUGAAGAUGAUGAUGAAGGCAGUCACAGCCAUAGUUUCAGCAGCGAUGACAUCACUAGAGACACGAGCUCUCCUGAUUGGUCCGUUCAGUGUCCCUCAGCAGAGACGCUGAGACUCAGCUCUUCAUCAGGCUGUUCGAUGUCUCCCUCUCCUCCACCCAGAGCAGCAGCAGCGCCCCCUGCUGGCCGGAGGAUCACACAGAUCCGCUCGCGGAGACUCAGAGCUCAUAAUGCAGAGCUCAGUAAAGCCAGAGCAUCAGAGGAGACUCAUGGGACUGAGAGCAUCAUGACUGUAAGAUCUCAGACUGCGUGUCCUCAAAUCAUCCACAAACCUCACAGACCCUCCAGCAGUCCUCUUAGAGCA